Molecule: messenger RNA, 3934 nt
Organism: Triticum aestivum (bread wheat)
Lineage: Eukaryota; Viridiplantae; Streptophyta; Magnoliopsida; Poales; Poaceae
Product: protein FAR1-RELATED SEQUENCE 5
Exons: 7
Coding region: 1909-3735 (608 amino acids)
Biological process (GO): regulation of DNA-templated transcription
Molecular function (GO): zinc ion binding
Source: RefSeq, a predicted model, not a curated record
UCGUUCGAUCUCCUUGCCCCCGACUCUUCGUUGCCGUCGCGUUUGUUGCCAACGCCAUCCGAGGGAGGCGUCGCCGCCGCCACCGCGUCUCCAGGGCAGGGCGGUUUGAAUCCCUGCCGUCGAUGUACGGGAUCGAGGCCGAUGAAAUCCGGGAGACGUCGUCGCCGCCGUCCGAAGGGAUACGCCGCUGCCGCGUCUCCAGGGCGGCGCGGUUUCAAUCCCUGCCGCCGCCGCGUCUCCAGGGCAGGGCGAUUUCAAUCCCUGCCGCCGACGUACGGGAUCGCCGCCACCGAACUCCGGGAAACGCCGUCGCCGCCGUCCGAUGGGAGACACCGCCGCCGCGUCUCCAGGGCAGGGCGGUUUCAAUCCCAGGUAUUGGAUUGCAUUGGUAUCACAGAACCCAAGAAGCGUAUGGUUAAAGAGGUUGACGGAAGACACUGGUGAUGCCCUGCCUGAGCACCUUAGACUUUACCAGCAAGACCAAGCUAUGGGCAGGUCAUUUAAUUUCAGACAUUCAACAUUCUCCAUGCAUGCUAUGGAAAUGGUGAUGUUGGGUGAUGCACGCAUGCUUGAGCGUGUUAGCACGUUGGCGGGGGAAAGGCAAUCUAACUGAUGGUUGAUACGUCACCCGCUCGUAUACUCUGUUCUCAUUGUGCGACCCUUGCAGUAUAGUAUAGGACUCAUUUUUUUCACCUUUUAAUUCUGGUAAUCCAAUUCAUAGGUUACUCACUUUGCUUUAACUAACAGCAAGGACACUGCCAUCUAUGAAUAUAUGAACAAAACAAACCGGUGGUAGAGUCUUUUAGUUGCCCCAAUUCUCCGUGUGAAAUGCUUUCUGAAUGUCAAAGUUUGUGUAGAUUUUGAAGAUAUAUUUUGCAUAUGUACUUGUGAAUAAGCUUAAAUGCCCGUGCGACUCUGGAGAAUGGACAAUGCACAUGUGUGAUGCCUGAAGCAUGCACUCUUUAAAAAAAGUUAGAUUACUUGUACUUUCACGCAUCUAAUCUAAUUAUUUAACAGUUCAGUUCAAGUUACAUAUAUUUUGUUUGUGGGCUAUUCUUAUAAAAAAAUGCACAUCUAAUGUAUGAUUAAUUUCAUGAUCACAAAUAUGAUUUAAUUAUGUAGCUCUUUGAUGAAGUCUGAGCUUUCUUUCAAAAUGAUUUGUUUUUCCGGCAAUUCCUCACAAAACAAGCGGUACGAAAGAGUGCAUCUUCUGUUUUAGAAUCAUUGUUCAAUUAUUACUGUCUUGGUCUAUAUUUUGGUUACAGAUUUACAUGGAAAAUUAUAUUUGCAAUGUCAUUGGCAGCCGUUGGUGGAGGAGUUGACCAUGGGCAAAGCGCUACAGCCAAGCCUUCUCGCCAUCGAGCUCCUACUAUUUCCGAUGGCUGCCACCCACGCCGCUCAUUGCGAAAGAGAUUUGAGAAAGUCCAGACCUAAAAAAUUGUACAACGCUGCAUUAAUCUAGGACCUGGCGAGGAUGGGUUCAGCGAGCAAGCAUCCUUUCAUGGAUUUCUGGUCCAUGAGAACUUGUGCUCGGCUGAUAUCAAGCAUCCUGUGUUGUGGUGCGGUAGCGGGAUAACAAGGAUUUGACUUAGAAGAAAAGCAUCGUCAGAAGGCUGUCAGUGGCGAGAUGGUGCAUUUUUGGGGUCAUAUCUAGUGCAUCCGGGAUAGGUGGUGCAUCCGUGUAUCCGUCGACUCCUCAGCCGGCCGAUUCACAUCUCACGUAUGGGAUCAAAAGCAACAUAAUUUUGCAGAAACACGCCCACCGCCUCUCCAAGUCCAGUCAGCUAAUUUGCUAAUAACCCCCUCCGCUAAUCACACUUCUAAAUCCCUUAUUCCCUGUUCGUCUCCCUCCCAAUCCCUAAUCACGGCCGCAACCUCCAUCCCAACGAGGGCAUCGGCCGCGGCAGCAUGCAUCCACAGGCACAAUCGCCACGGCGGAUUUCGUCUGCCCUGGCGAUCUCAGCGACGGCCACGACGGGAUGCAUCUCCGAACUCCCCAUCAGCUUCGUGGAAAAAUUCUCAUCACGUGAUAAGCUGCAACAGAUCGUCACGGCGGCUUCUACUGUUAAGGAUGUUGAACAUGCAUCAGCGGUGAUCCAUAAUUCAAGUGUCGACCAUCGGUGUGCCUAUGCAUCUAGCCAUGGUGUGGCCCAUCUCACUUGCCCUGCUACUUCUGUUGAAAAUACUAGUGCUGCAGAAUAUGAACCGAACUUCAGUAUGGUGGAUGGAGCUUCAGCUACAGAAUCAGGUAAAAGCUUGCAAACUCAAAUGAAUGAGCGCGAAUUUACUACGCCAAGAAAGAAAGAAAGCAUUCCCCUAUUCUGCUCGUCUUUUACGCCGAGUUGCGACGAAAAAUUUACAGGGGUCAACCAUCACUUACAGAGUGUGUUUUUUGGUGCGGCAUUCUUGUGCAAUGAGCAGACUGAGUCAUAUGUUUGGUUAUUUGAGACCUUCCUUACAGCAAUGGGAGGGGUAGCACCUAGACUCAUUAUAACUGAUGAAGCUGUUAGCAUGAAGAAUGCGAUUGAAACAGUUUUUCCGACCACAGUGCAUAGGUUAUGUAUGUGGCACAUAAUGGAAAAACUUCCGGAGAAGAUUGGACCAAUAAUUAGAGAAGAGUCUGAAUUUUGGGACAAGAUGAAUUCGUGUGUAUGGGGUUCGGAAACUCCAGCAGAGUUUGAAUCACAAUGGAAUUCUGUCAUUACGGAGUAUGGCUUGGAGGAAAAUGAGUGGCUGGUUAAAAGGUUUAGCAUUCGCGAGUCAUGGAUACCAGCUUACUUUAUGAACAUACCAUUGGCGGGUAUUCUCCGAACCACUUCAAGGUCUGAAAGUGCAAAUUCAUUUUUUAACCGUUUUAUUCAUCGUAAGCUUGCUUUGGUUGAGUUCUGGCUUAGGUUUGACAUGGCAUUAGAAUGCCAACGAGAAGAAGAGUUGAUUGCUGACAACUCAAGCAUUCAUACAACCCCGCAACUAUUGACACCAUGGGAAAUGGAGAAACAAGGUAGAGAUGUGUUUACAUAUGAGGUGUUUGAGAAAUUUCAGAAAGAGAUUGUUGCAGCAAGAGACCAUUGUUGCAUCCAAGGCAUUGCACAAGAUGGAACACUAAAAAUAGUGACAUUGAGAGGUCGAUCCCAUAGGAUUAGGGAAGUUCAGUCUGACACCAAAACCAUGAUAGCUCAUUGUUCAUGUAAGUUAUUUGAAACAAUUGGAAUCCCGUGCCGCCAUAUCAUGCAGGUGUUGAGGGCUGAAAAUCAAAAUGAACUUCCAUCUUACUACAUUAUGAAAAGAUGGAAGAAACGGUGCAAAAGGGAGAAUGUGUAUGAUGAGCAUGGGAAUUUAAUAGAAGAGAAGGCAACCGAUUCGUUGAAUGAAGCUACGAGGAAGAAGAUUUCAGUUGUACGCAACAAGUUGGAAGAUCUAAUUCAGAAGGCCAAGCACUCGGAUGAAGGCAUGGAUUUUCUAACAUCAAGUGUAUUAAAUAUUGAAGCACCUUUGGAUGAAAUGGUUCCCACAUCAGGUGUGAAGCACACUAGACAAGAUGAGAAUGAGGCUUUUAUUGGUUGCAAUAUUCCUACUGAAAUUGACAUACACCCGCCAACUGAUGUUCGCACGGUGGGGAGAUGCAAAAGAAUAAAGAGAGGAAAGGAAAUAAGUGAGGAGGAACAGAAAAAGAAGAAGAAGGAAGCCAAGGUAAAGGUUGCACGCUUGUGCAAGACAACAAAUAGUUUUUCAUGAUAGUCGCAAUUGUCCUAGCAAAAAAGAAGGCAAAGGGGCUGAGAUUGUGCUGCAGAUGAAGCCAAGUGGUGCUCCGUGAUGGCUCUCAGUCUGUUGAAAAACAUGAAUUUGUAUUAGUGAGAUACUAAUAUUAUUUCCUUGAUAUAUUGAAUUCUUGUGAUGGAUGGAAAAUUGAGUUUCUUGAACUGUCUCCCUCUUA